Messenger RNA from Saprolegnia parasitica CBS 223.65, 339 nucleotides. RefSeq lists its product as hypothetical. The record is from RefSeq and is a predicted model, not a curated record. The transcript is spliced from 2 exons. Bases 1 to 339 code for a protein of 112 amino acids. Lineage: Eukaryota; Oomycota; Saprolegniomycetes; Saprolegniales; Saprolegniaceae.
AUGAAGAGCCCGGCGGUCCCGAACGCGGAGACGGUCGCGCCCCGCGAGAGCGUGAGCAGCUGCAAGGCGUCCUUGCGGCGCGUCAUCUGGCUCAUCUUCCCCGUCGGCAUCCUCGCGGCCGUGAUCGUCGGCCUGCAUGUGGCGGCGCGGCCAGCGCCGACGACCGUCUACGUGGCGCAGGCCAUUGCCGCCGGCCGCGUGCCCGUGCGUGGCGUCAACCUUGGCGGCUGGCUCGUCGCCGAGCAAUGGAUGAACCCGCGCUCCGACAUUUGGAAGGAUCUGCCCGCGAACGCGACGUGGACCGAGGUCGACGCGGCGGCCGCAUAUGCACCGACAUAG